AUGCCGCACUUCAAGUUGACGACACAAGCCUACUGUAAAAUGAUGCUGCACGGUGCCAAGCACCCGGCCUGUGCUGUGAACGGCAUUCUGGUGGCUGAGAAGCAACGGCGCAGAGAGAACCAACACCAGGUCCUGUUUGUGGACUGCAUUCCGCUCUUCCAUGGUACCAUAGCACUGUCCGCGGUGCUGGAGGUGGCUUUAACCCUGAUUGAUACUUGGUGCAAUGAGAACGGUUAUGUGAUCGCUGGGUACUACCAAGGCAACGAACGCCUCAAAGAUAACACUCCUAACCAGGUCGCAGAGAGAAUCGCCACCCGGAUCGCAGAGACCUACAGCGAUGCUGGUCUGAUAAUGGUGGACAAUGCAAAGUUCACAGUGGAAUCUCUAGUCCCUUCAAUCAAUGUGUAUGAGCAUCACGACAACCGGUGGAAAGCUAAAGAUCCACAUGAGGAUGUGUUUGAGGACUGGCCGGAAGCUCAGAGGAUCACCGCCUCUCUCAUGGACAGCAGAUCCUACGAGACUCUGGUGGAUUUCGAUGGCCAUCUGGACGACCUGCGGCAUGACUGGGCCAACCCUGAGAUCAACAAGGCAAUCAUCCAUCUAUGCUGA
Molecule: messenger RNA, 609 nt
Organism: Staurois parvus
Lineage: Eukaryota; Metazoa; Chordata; Amphibia; Anura; Ranidae
Source: the annotation of a GenBank genome assembly